Messenger RNA from Phodopus roborovskii (desert hamster), 5643 nucleotides. RefSeq names its product BTB domain containing 8 (gene Btbd8). The transcript has 18 exons. Gene Ontology annotation, molecular function: protein binding. The record is from RefSeq and is a predicted model, not a curated record. Gene Ontology annotation, cellular component: neuron projection terminus; synaptic vesicle. Bases 1 to 5262 code for a protein of 1753 amino acids. NCBI's taxonomy places the organism in Eukaryota, Metazoa, Chordata, Mammalia, Rodentia, Cricetidae.
AUGGCCCACUGUGCAGCGGGUGCAGCGGACGGCGCGACCCCCGCGGUGCCUCUGCGGUCCCCCGGACCUUGCCCGAAGGGGCUGUCCAGGAAGGGGCCCGGGGAGCGGCGCAGGCUGAAGGUCGUGGUGUCGGAGCAGCUCAGCCGCGAUGUGCUCAGACUUUUAAGGGAAGAAAUCCAUACAGACACUGUUCUUUCUGUCGGUGGCUCUCUGUUCAAAGUGCACAGGGCAGUCUUGUUAGCCAGAGCUCCUGGCUUUUAUUCCCACGUCCUCGGACAGAUGUCGAGUGAUUUCACAAACAAGCCUGUUCCUGUGGACAGUGUUGAAGCUUCAGAGUUUAGAACAUUUUUGCAGAUUCUAUAUUCAUCAAAUGACAGCAUAAAAAACCAUGAAGAGGAAAUUCUUAAAAAAAUGAAAGUGGAAAGUGUAAUGCUGGAAAAGAAGCCCGAUGUUAGCUUUCAGAAGUAUGGGAAAGAUUUGUCUGAUUGUUUCCUUGGGAAGAGUGAAAUUCCACCAGAUGUUACUGGUGGAAGCUGCAGUUUUAUUCCCAGUGAUAAUUAUGACCUGGAACCUGUGUCUGAAUUGGGGGAAGACUUACUGAAGCUUUAUGUGAAACAGUGUUGUCCUGAUAUUGAUAUCUGUGUUGAUGGGAAGAGUUUCAGAGCUCACAGGGCCAUCCUCAGUGCCAGGUCUGGUUAUUUCGCUGCCAUGCUGAGUGGCUACUGGGCCGAAAGCUCCCAGGAGUGUGUUACUCUUCAAGGUAUAACCCAUGCAGAAAUGAAUGUUUUGAUGCAUUUUAUAUAUGGAGGGACUUUGGACUUUCCUGACAAAGCUAAUGCUGGUCAGAUACUGAAUGUGGCUGACAUGUAUGGCCUGGAAGGGUUAAGAGAAGUAGCAGUCUAUAUCUUAAGAAGAGACUACUGUAACUUCUUUCAGAAGCCCGUUCCAAGAACAUUGGCAACAAUUCUAGAAUGCCUAAUUAUUGCUCAUUCAGUUGGAGUGGAAAGUCUUUUUGCUGACUGCAUGAACUGGAUUAUAAGCCAUUUUGCAAGGUUUUGGUCAGAAAGAAGCUUUGCAAAUGUACCUCCUGAAAUUCAGAAAACUUGUCUCAACAUGCUGAUCCAGUCCCUAAAUCAUAGGAAUGCUGCUUUUCUUCUGAUGGAAAGUGACAGACUAAUCAUGGGUUUACCCAGAGUAAAGUGGACAGAAGUGGCAUUGUCCAUGGCGUCUCAGCUUCAAGAAGAGUGUGUGGCAUUUAUUGUAGAAAACUUCUCAAAAAUCAUUGAGACUGAAAAUUUCACUCUACUCUUACAGUCACAAGCAAUGAGCAGCACAGCUCAUCUGUUGGACAAAAUUUUUAAAGCAAUUGAAGACAAUAUUACCACUGAAAAUAGUUGCUCACUCCUUAUGGCUCUGGACACAUUACUGAAUUCUGAAAGUACAAAGGAAAUGGGCUUUACGUGCAAGAUCCAAGCUGUGCGUGAUAAGCUGUGGGUCUUCCUGGUUCAGUCUUUCUAUGCUGUUCGUCACACAGAAAGCUGGAAACGGAUGCACAUUGACGAUCAGCAGAAAAUCCAAGCAGCUGCAUUUGACAAAGGUGAUGACCGAAGACUUGGCAGGAAGCCUGUGCUCACCAGCUCCCAGCAAAGGAGAAGGAGACAAGAGUCUGAUGCUGAUGUUAUAAAAAAAAACCCUUGGGCGGAAAACAACAAAAAUCCAUAUCGAACGUAUCUGUCUACUAAUCAUAACAUGAAAUCUGAUGGACUAGGAGCAUGUGGACAUACAUCCAGCACUAACAGAAAUAGUGUGAAUAAAGCAUUCAAGCAUAAUGAUAGUAUAAAAAUAUCCAAAGUGACAAAAGGAUUGAAAACUGGGGGGAAAAAUGCUUCUGGCAAGGCUAAAGCUGUAAUAAAGCCCCAGACAGAAAGCAAUGAUACUACAAAGUUGGAAGAUCUAUCCAAAGUUGCAGGAAGACCAGAAAGAGUGGCAGCAACAGGACAGAAGGACUGGGUGCAUGGAAAAGGAGUCAGGAACCAAGAAGCACAGGCCCCGGGGGCCAGGCCCAAGGUACUCAGUGCAAACCUCAAUGUGCAAGCCAGAGCCAAGCCUUCAAAAGCAGGGGCAGGGAAGGAUUCUUCAUGCCCUACUACUGUGGGACCCACUAGUAGAUGUAUAGAUUCGAGUAUGGAGCCUUUGCCUUCCACUGGUCAUGUGGAUGAGCCAAAAGAAAAUGGAACUGUGGGAGACAGGUCAUCUGAUGAGAAGCCACACUUAAGUGAGUCUCCAGGAGAGGCACUGAAUAAUGGAGUGCUGACAACUGUAGCUGUAAAAUCUCGACCAGUCUCAAGAGUUAUCAAUGGAGCAUUCCAAAGAAAAAUCAUUCAUGAGCAAGACCCUAACAUAGGUAGCAGUGUAAUCAAAAAGGUGAGUGGCAAAGGACUUAGUGACCCAGCACCACAGGCAGCUAUGAAGAAAAGAGUGAGCAGCAAUGGACAUACGACAGCCCAGCCACAGACAAAGGGCACCCCUCCCACCCUUGCCCAAAUUCAAGGAUGCCAUGGAGAGUCCCCACACUCUAUAAAACCCUCAGUGUCUUCGAGGCAGUCUGAUGAAAAUGUAACAAAGCUGAGGCACAGUGCCGCUGUGCAUAAACAGAUACCUAAGAGAAAAAUUGUCAAACAAGGACAUGUAACUUUGCAGAAGGUUAAUGCAAAAGUGGUACCAAUGCCUAAAGACCCAAGUCUUUCUAAGAAAGGUGGAGCUUUGAAUAAUACAAAUUCAAAACAGAAAGUGCUUCCCGGGGAGGUUACCCUGCAAACUCAGGCUUCUCAAAUACCUUUCAAAGCAGAAUCAGCCACCACACAGAAAUGCAUGCUUCCCAAUUCGAGCGACAAGAUCCAUGUUUUUAAACAGAGGCCUCCUGGGUCCCUGGUUCAGCUUGCUUCUGAGAACAGUGGUGCAGACACUCUCCAGCUGCUGUGCAGACCUUACCCACAGAAGCCACUAGACAGUCAAGGAAAGAAGAAACCAGAGCUAGAAUGCCAAAAGAGUUCAAAGCUGGAUGAAUCAAUCAAACAUGAACUCAAGUCAAAACAAACUGGUUUAGAUCAAAGUAACACAUCUGGUUACAAAAACACAAAUCACUGCAGUGCAAAUUCUAAUUGCCUUAACAUCACUGCUCUAAAAUCCAUGACUACAAACCAAAAUGAAAACUCCACAAACUCUAACCUAGUUUGUGAUUCAUACUCUGCAAAUGCAGAGCAAAUCUGUUUACUCUCAGAUAGAGAAAAGCAAAUAGGAAAUAAAAACAUAGACACUAAACCAAGUAUGAAUUGCGUGAAAGCAAAAGAAGUUUCCCUGUGUGUUCCUGAAGGGACAAGUGGUACCUUAAAAAACUCUGUUCAAGAUGAAAGAAAAUCAUCAGCUCAGAGCCAGUUACCCAGCAACUCUGCCACCAAGGGCAAUAAAUGUGCUACAGUCAACUCAACUGUUUCUUCCAGAUGUCUUUUGGGACAACCAUCAGGAAAAAAUUAUAAAAAUAUGGAAACAUCAGAAACCCCAGAGAGCCAUGAAACUGCAGAAGCUCCAUUCACAAGUCCCUGGGACUUAAACACCAGUGUCACACAUCAGAGAGAGAGUCCAGAGUCUGACAGUGGCAGUGCUACCACAUCCUCCGAUGACAUAAAGCCCCGUUCUGAAGACUAUGAUGCUGGAGGGUCUCAGGAUGACGAGGGCUCCAAUGACAGAGGCAUCUCCAAGUGUGGCACCACGCUGUGCCAUGACUUCCUUGGAAGGAGCAGCAGUGACACGAGCACCCCUGAGGAGCUGAAGGUUUAUGACACCAACCUAAGAAUCGAAGUCAAAGUGAAAAAACAGGGUGACCUUUUCCAGACCAGCUCAACCACUGAUGACGAGGUGCCUAGGAAAAAGCCAGAAAUUUGGUCUCAAUCUACAAUACUCCAUCCCAGGGAAAAGGAAAAUAUCGCACGAGGCAGUGUCCCAUUUGCUCAGGAAAUGGACCAGGUUUCUUCUUCAGCAGAUGAAACAGAAGAUGAGAGAUCUGAAGCAGAAAACGUGGGGGAAAAUUCCUCACUGUCCAACUCAGGUACUCAGCAGGUUCAGGGAAUAAUUAACUUAGCUUUUGAAGAUGGAACUGAACGCGAGAGCUCCGAGUUUUCUGCACCUAAAAGGUUUAGACGGUCAGUGUUGCUCUCGGUGGAUGAAUGUGAAGAAGUGGGGUCAGAUGAAGGGGAAGCCCACACCCCCGUCCAGCCUUCUGUAGAUUCUCCGUCACCUUCUGAUGUUUUUGAUGGAGUUUCUUACAAGCACCAUGGAAGGACAGACUACUCCAGACUUUUGAAAGAAAGUGAAGAUACUACUGUACAUAAAGGGAAUAGUGUAUAUAAAAAUGAAAGCAUUCUCCUGGGCUCUAGUAGCAAAGACUCUUCAAGAAAAGAUAAACAGAGUGUCUCAACAGACCAAAAGAACAGGUCAGAUGUCCCAUCCAAAGGAAGCCAACAGCUUUGUCCAGAAGAUGAGGGAGUAAAUAGUAGAAGCGAGGUGGCUAAUGGCUUCCAGCAGCACAACACGUUCUUGGAUAUUGAUGCAAAAUCUCAAGAAAGACCAUGUCAUUUGGAGCUUCAUCAGAGAGAACUCAGCUCCAACAUACCAAAGAUGAGCUCAGCAAAAUCUCUAGACUCCUAUCCGAGCCGGGUUCUGCCUCAGGAAGGUCAAGUGGAAGAGAGCCAUUCCACAGCUCCCAAGAAAGCUAAUAAUGCUGUGUUUUCAGGAGACAUAGAUGAUUGUGACACAUUGGCACAAACCUGCAUGUAUGACCACCGGCCUUCAAAAACCCUCUCUCCAAUAUAUGAGAUGGAUAUAGCAGAAGCAUUUGAGCAGAGAGUGGAAUCAGAAGUCCAUGUCAUAGACAGGGACUCUGAAGAUGGUCAGCACUUUGCAAAGCAGGACUGGACACUGCUGAGACAGCUGCUCUCUGAACAAGACGCAAACUUAAAUGUCACACACUCUCUUCCUGAAGACCUAAGCUUAGCACAGUAUUUAAUCAAGCAGACACUCCUGUUAGCUCAAGAUAGCUCAAAACCUCAGGGUUCAGCACACGCUGACUCUUGGAACAGGUGGAGUGAGCUCUCGUCUCCACUUGAUGAUUCCUCAGCAAGUAACAACACCAUGGCUAGUGUUCCCUCGGAAGGUUGUUCACCUCUAGGGGAGUGGACAAUCCUGGAGUUGGAAACUCAGCAUUAAGAGUUUCAACAUUCAGGAAAAAUUUAAACUAUACCACCCUGUAUUUUUUGUUGAUGCCUACAUAAUAUUUAUAAUUUAAUUAGCUAGAUACAAACUGUCCUUAAAACUAUGGAGUCUCCAGUUUAUUGAUGUAAAUAUAGCUUAUUUAUUAAUAUGAUGCUUCAUGUUAAAAACAGUUUUCUAAAAUUUUGAGCAUGUUUUCCUUAACUGUUAGAGAGACUAGAAGACUUAUAGAAAAUAUUUGUUCCACUUCUCUUUCCUAGCUGGUAAGUUGUUCAUUUAUUCAGGAAUUUCCACAUCAGCGCACAAGGAGAUCAACCCCUUACUUUUGAUUCUGCAUAUGGUACCAUAAUAAUUUAACAAUAAACUUACUGUGUGCAU